AUGGAGACUGGGGAAAGCAACACCAGAAACCAAAGUUGUGGAGUGAUGAAAGAUUCUUCAUGGUACAGUCAAUUCAGAAAUGUUUCCAACCCUUGGUUGGCAAGAUAUGUGUAUGCCUUGAUUUUCCUACUGGCCAAUUUGUUGGCAUGGGCUGCACGUGAUGAACUUUCUAGCCUCACUGCUUUAACUCAAUUGAAGGGGUUAAGGAGAUGCAAGGUUGGAAAAGACUGUUUGGGUGCAGAUGGUGUUCUGCGUGUGAGCAUGGGUUGCUUUCUAUUUUAUAUGAUAAUGUUUUGGUCAACUGCUGGCACUUCUAAAUUGAAGGAAGGCAGAGAUGAAUGGCACUCAGGAUGGUGGUUAGUCAAGAUAGUUCUGCUGAUCCUUGUGAUGAUAUUCCCAUUUUUACUCCCUUCUGAGUUGAUUGAACUCUAUGGUGAGGUUGCACAUUUUGGUGCAGGGGUUUUCCUCCUAAUUCAACUAAUAAGCAUAAUCAGCUUCAUUACGUGGCUGACUGAUUGUUUUGGCUCUGAAAAAUAUGCAGAAAGAUGCCAAAUCCAGGUGAUGUUAUUUGCAACUAUUUCAUAUUUUAUCAGCUUGGUGGGGAUCAUUUUGAUGUACAUCUGGUAUGCACCACUACCAUCUUGCCUCCUCAACAUUUUCUUCAUCACUUGGACCCUAGUGCUUCUCCAACUCAUGACAAGUGUAUCUCUUCACCCAAAAGUUAAUGCUGGCAUUCUAAGUCCAGGCUUGAUGGGGCUUUACGUUGUCUUUCUUUGCUGGUGUGCCAUUAGAAGUGAACCUGCGGGAGCUGAUUGCAUCAGAAAGUCAGAAUCUGAAUCCACAACAGACUGGCAAAGCAUCAUUAGCUUUGUUGUUGCAAUACUAGCACUUGUUGUUGCAACAUUUUCUACAGGCAUAGAUUCCAAAUGCUUUCAGUUCAGGAAGAGUGAUCCACCAGCAGAAGAUGAUGUUCCAUAUGGUUAUGGCUUCUUCCAUUUUGUUUUUGCCACAGGAGCAAUGUACUUUGCAAUGCUAUUGAUUGGAUGGAACAGUCACCAUUCGAUGAGAAAAUGGACUAUUGAUGUAGGCUGGACCAGCGCUUGGGUCAGAAUAGUUAAUGAAUGGUUGGCAGUUUGUGUUUAUUUAUGGAUGCUGGUAGCUCCAAUCAUAUGGAAGAGCAGACAUGCUGAUACGACAUGA
This is a messenger RNA of Sphenostylis stenocarpa, 1200 nucleotides long. NCBI's taxonomy places the organism in Eukaryota, Viridiplantae, Streptophyta, Magnoliopsida, Fabales, Fabaceae. The record is from the annotation of a GenBank genome assembly.